Messenger RNA from Vespula vulgaris, 684 nucleotides. RefSeq lists its product as uncharacterized. NCBI's taxonomy places the organism in Eukaryota, Metazoa, Arthropoda, Insecta, Hymenoptera, Vespidae. Gene Ontology annotation, biological process: sensory perception of taste. Gene Ontology annotation, cellular component: membrane; axon; neuronal cell body. Bases 1 to 684 code for a protein of 227 amino acids. The transcript is spliced from 7 exons. The record is from RefSeq and is a predicted model, not a curated record.
AUGAAAUUUAAUCAAUUAAAUGCUGUACUCCAAAGCAUGCUGACAACAACUAUCGAUUCUCCACAACAUAAAAGAAUCCUUCGAAUGAAAGACAAUUGGGAAAAUGUUUCUUCGUUAUCUACAAUUUAUCGAACGUACCAAGUGAGUGAAAAUCUUAGGAAAUUGAAGACAGUCAGACAAAUCCAUUCAGAAUUAAUAAAAUGUGCUAGAAUAAUAAACGAAGCUUAUGGAUUCCAAAUUCUUAUGUCCACGUCUUUAUCCGUCAUUCGUGAUUUUAUGUACCAAUUAGUCCAAAAUAGUUUAACCUUUACCGCCUGCGGAUUCUACGAUCUAAAUUAUACAUUUAUAUACAAUGCGAUUGGUUUAAUUACUACCUAUCUUGUUAUUCUUAUUCAAGUUGAAGGUAAACCUAAUAUAAAAUUGAGAUAUCUCACAUUGCAAAUAGAAACUUGUAUUCGAAAUAUGGAUCAAUUGAAUAUACCAAUGGAUUUCUCUAAAUACUUUCGGCAACAGUGUUAUGCUAUAUUAUUCUCUGUUUGCAUCUUAAUAGCUAUGCUUAUGAUCGAUCAUCGAUGGUUGAAAUUACCUAUAAGUCAUGUAUGCGCAAGAACUAUAACGGAGGUAAUCGGUGCUGUUAUAACUUACCUCGUUAUUCUCAUUCAAGUUGGGAAAGUAUCAGCAUAA